CUCCUACUUGUAAGAUCUCCAGAACGAAAGGUGGAUAGCAAUGAUGUAGGUGUUGACUUGGAUCAUGUGUGGUUUCUGGUGCUCGCACUUUCCAAAGGGAUUCCCGCACUUGUGCUGUCCUCAGUCAUACUGAAACUAAUCCUAUUUGACAGUGUCGGCCGAAAGUCUAUUCUUGACCUCGCCUCCCCGAGACAAAGACGAAACGUCUCCUGUGACAUUCUCGUUAUAGAUGAGAGAUCAUGUUAGUAUUACUCAUCUGUGGGCUUUACGGUCUAAUGGGCGAGGCAUCGGUCCAUCACAGGGGAAAAUACUGAUACCCUGACUGCUUGUCAAUCUCAUUGUCACACAGAUCUCUCCCAUUAGCAUUUAAAAGCGCAUCUAUUUUUUGGUAGCGAAAGACUCGGUUCCAAUGAUAAUGGACGAUGCCAGCAAACGCAUCAGCUCGCCCUCGUAUACAACUCAUGUUCCACAGGAGCCUGAGCAAGAGUUGAUACUCAUUAAAUUCGACGAAGGGGACCCACGCGAUCCACAAAACUUUUCUUAUGCGCGGAAGUGGGCCAUCACGCUGACAUGUUGUGUGUUCUCUGGAAUUACGGCGGCGGCAGCGUCAUCUUAUUCGAUCAGUUAUGAGUCGAUGAUGCAUGACCUAAAUUGUACUCAACUCCAGGCGACUGUUGGACUGAGCUUGUAUGUAAUAGGUUUUGGAUUUGAGGAGACCGGAAGACGGCCCCUUUACAUUGUGUCGUCCGUAUUAUUUAUGCUCGCUGAAGUCAUGAAUGCAUUGGCACCAAAUAUACAAACUGUGAUCGUGUCACGUAUGCUACAAGGAGUCUUUGGCUCAACUGGUGCCUCCUUAGUAGGAGGCUGUAUCGCUGAUAUAUGGCAGCCACAUGAACGUGGAUUGCCGAUGUCUUUGUUUGCAUUCUCGUCGCUAUUCUCUUUUGGCCUCGGGUCAGUGUUUGGGGGGCUCAUAGCUGCCAAUCCACACCUUGGUUGGCGGUGGGUGCAAUGGGUGCAUGCUAUCAUCUCUGGGGUAUAUGUUCUUGAUGUCAUCCUGGUGAUGAGCGAAACCCGUUCAUCCAUUGUUCUAACCCGCAUCGCGAAGGACACACGAAAGAUGACCGGUGACCCCAGGUAUCGGUCCAGCGCCGAAAUUAACAAACCAAGCAUGUUAUCUCUCAUUAAGACGUCAUGUACACGGCCCUUGUAUCUACUCUUGACAGAACCUAUUGUGCAAAGCUUUAGUAUCUGGCUUGGCUUCACUUGGGGGGUCGUGUACUGUUUGAUCGAAUCCGUCAGCACGGAGUUCCAGUCUGUCUACAACUUCAACGUCAGCGAAACAGGAUUUGUAUUCCUUUGCCUGAGGAAAGAUACCUUGUACAAAAAAUACUUUCCGACUAAGGGCCAAGAAGCACGACUAUAUAUGGCGUGUAUCGCUGCUAUUGUCCUGCCCGUCUCAAUGUUUAUCUAUGGAUGGACGGCAUCACCUCACAUUCCUUGGAUAGUGCCUCUGAUUGGAUUAACUACAUUUAUGGCUGGCGUCUUUGUAAUAUUUCAAGUUGCAUUUUUGUAUCUUGCAGACUGCUAUGGCCCAUAUGCCUCCUCGGCCCAAGCAGGACAGAGCUUGGCUCGAAAUACUAUGGGAAUGGUCUUCCCGCUCUUCACGCAGCAGAUGUUCGCUGGUAUGACAUAUAAGUGGGGACUGACACUCUGGGCGCUACUAUCGCUGGUGAUGGCGCCAAUUCCGUGGGUCCUUGUCUUCUUUGGUUCAAAGAUCCGCUCGCAUAGUAAAGUCUCUCGCAAAAUUCUCGAAGCUGAGGAACAACAAUUGGACGGCGAGAAAACUGUUGUUCCCAGCCCCACUGAGGAAAGAAGUAUGCAAGUGUAA
Molecule: messenger RNA, 1888 nt
Organism: Suillus fuscotomentosus
Lineage: Eukaryota; Fungi; Basidiomycota; Agaricomycetes; Boletales; Suillaceae
Product: MFS general substrate transporter
Exons: 17
Coding region: 410-1888 (492 amino acids)
Biological process (GO): transmembrane transport
Molecular function (GO): transmembrane transporter activity
Source: RefSeq, a predicted model, not a curated record